Molecule: messenger RNA, 972 nt
Organism: Verticillium alfalfae VaMs.102
Lineage: Eukaryota; Fungi; Ascomycota; Sordariomycetes; Glomerellales; Plectosphaerellaceae
Exons: 4
Coding region: 1-972 (323 amino acids)
Source: RefSeq, a predicted model, not a curated record
AUGCCUGCUUACCGGCUGGCUCUCCUCCCACCACCGUGGCCUUUUCCCCAUCUCCAUUUUCUUGGCCAAGAUAUCAUGAAGAUUGCGCGUAAAUCGACCGAUGCGGAUAUUCUUUCGCAACGUGUUUUCUUCUCCUUCUCGCCCUGUGGUUAUUCUAGUGGUCGCAAAUCCGGAGCGCGCUCGCUUCCUGGAAGCAGCUGUGUCAUGAUAGAAGCCGGUGGGCACGAGGCGGGAGGCUCCGCGUACCCUGUGCCCAGGGCUCAGGGCAGGAAGCCUUUGCACUUUGCCUGGUUGCGACUGUGGCUCCUUGCAGCGCACCGCCUUCGGGGCCAGGCGCCUGCUCGGGCAACUGUGCCUCGCGACUCGAGGAUUCUCAAUCUGCGACAAAUCGCUCUCUGCUUCUCCUCUCAGUACGCCGAUCCUCACCGCCCUCACUCUCAGUCAGUCGUGCCAGCUUGCGCCGAAGAACACAUGACUAUUGAGAACGACGAAGAUCAGGAUUUCAAGGACGCAGAACCAAAUACGGAGCUACUGAGCAUCGCUUCAUCUCCCCAGAUGAAUUCUUUCAGACCCAAGCUGGAGCCUUCCCCCAGCCCGCCACCUCAGAUCCCUCCAGUUGCGGCCUCCCACAAACAGGGGGAUGCGGUCUUGAUCAAUUUCUUGAGCAAUGGCAAGCGCCCUGAUAUCGCCCGCGCCAUCGCUGUCCACUCUGACCAUUCCGACGCCGCAUCUGGCGCUGAGGACGACCCAUCCAUCUCCUCCAGUCCCUCCACGUCUUCUGCAUCAUGCAAGUCUCCCCCUUUCAACCUCGCCGCCGUCGCCGCUACGGCGGCCUCAUCAUCGCCUUCUGAACCCGGUGCAAUCAAUCUCAUCAACCUUGCUGCGGGCGCCCUAGCCUUCACCACUGGGAACGGUCCAGACCCCCUGAGAAAAUCUACAACAGACUCGACACCUGUCGAAUCUGUGUCGUAG